Messenger RNA from Pipistrellus kuhlii (Kuhl's pipistrelle), 2914 nucleotides. RefSeq names its product protein ZGRF1-like. Gene Ontology annotation, biological process: double-strand break repair. Bases 264 to 2837 code for a protein of 857 amino acids. The transcript has 6 exons. The record is from RefSeq and is a predicted model, not a curated record. NCBI's taxonomy places the organism in Eukaryota, Metazoa, Chordata, Mammalia, Chiroptera, Vespertilionidae. Gene Ontology annotation, cellular component: nucleus; site of double-strand break.
UUGGCGGGAGAAUUGGAAGCGGGUUUGCGUGAGGCUUGGAAAAGGCGGACGGUUCCCGGCUCCCGGGACUGAGGGCGCGGAGCCGAGGCGGCGUUCCUGCUCUGGGGAAGGGACGAGAGAGCCGCCCCGAGCGGCCGGUGAGGACGCCCUGCAGCCGGUGGUCCCGGGUCGCAGCCCCCGAUGUUUGAGUUUAGGUGUUAUAAAUAGUUGAAUAACCACUGAUUAUUUCUGGACCUGACUGGUUUAUAACUUCAGAAGAAACAAUGGAAAGCCAAGAAUUUAUUGUACUGUAUACUCAUCAGAAGACUAAGAAGUCAAAAGUGUGGCAAGAUGGGAUUUUGAAGAUCGCUCACCUAGGAAACAAAGCAAUUUUAUAUGAUGACAAAGGAGAAUGCUUGGAGAGUUUAUUUUUGACGCGGCUUAAGGUAAAACCUGGAGACGACUUAGAAAGUGAGCGAUACUUGAUCACAGUGGAGGAGGCGAGAGCUGCUGGGAGCACAGCUGUUAGCCAGGAGGACAUUCAGGAAGCACGAGGGCCCCGUCCGCUGCGGCCCAUGCCCUGCGGCUGGUCCCUCGGGUGUCAGCCUGCAGGUUUGAAAAGGAAGUUUACUGGUUUUCAAGGUCCACGACAAGAGCCAAAGAAAAUGGUUACUAUGGAUAAUGGUGAAUCAGCCGUGUCACUUGAGGCUGCAGCCCCUGGCCCUGCUCUUCCCUCUCUGUUCUCGAGCGCACCUCUGUUUUCUGCUGCUGGCAGGAAAGAAGUAAACAGCGUGCCAGCAGACCUCAGGAGCCUCGUCGUCUGCAAGGACAGCGGGAGGAGUGGCCUGCCGGUUUCUCCCGUUGGCUCUGCCCCCUCCAAGGGGCUGAGGGAGGAGGGUCAUCUUUGCUCUCCUGUCAGUUCUGCAGUCAAGGCCACCGUUUCUUUACUGCCUGAUGAGCCCACGAAAGGACAUCGCUUGGCACCUCGCUGUUUAGGAGUCACACAAAACAUCAGGAGCAAAGCACAGAUCCUAGCUCUUCUGAAGUCCAAGCCAGCCAGUCUGUCUGAGGAAGUGGACGCUGAGAUGUCAGGUCUUGUCCCUAAAGUACAACCACAGGAAAGCUUACAAGUCCCUGCUAACCCAGAGUGCUUCACAGAACAGGGAGCAGGUGCUGCGGGGAGAACAGAAAGCUUGCAGUGCCAGCCACCACCGGAAAGCACUGGGAGCAGUGACAGCCGCUGGGCUGAGUGCUUAUCCUCACGGCCUUCACCUGCUCGUUCCGCUGUAGCUGGAGAUGAGCUAGAAAGGCAGGCCCAGGCUCAGGGAGGUGACGUCAGUUUAAAUCUGAGAGACUUUUUGGGACAAAAAAGGAUCCAGUUAUUCGAAAUAGGUGCUGAAAACGUCGAACAGUUUAAUGGAGGCAAGCUGAUAGACGACGCUGAUUCAUCCUGGGAUCAGGAAGUAAAAUUGGAAAUUCCCUCAUUCAGUGAAAGCUUAUCUGUUACCUGUGGCAAUUUGGGAAAGGAUAGCUUAGUGUCAGAAUCUGACAUGCAAGGAAAUAUUCCAAUGCCUGUUAAUCAAAAUGACCAGGUGUGCGUGAAAAGAUUCUUUCUUACCAGAGAAAAUGUUCAGGAGAUAGAUACGUGUGGGACGCCAGCAAGGGAGUAUAAACAAGCAUUAUCUCACCUGCCAGAAUCCGAACGUCUCCAACCUGAAUCUUCCCUGAGUGACAGCUCUGAGAUCUCUGAAGCCAUUUCUGACACGUCUUCUAGGGCUAAUACUGACAGUAAAAGUCUCAGUAUUCAUGCACCCGGGAGUCAUGUAACACAGCCAGUUUUGGAGGUAAAUUUUAAUCUGAACAAUUUUGAAACCAGUGACACAGAAGAGGAAUCCCAACAAAGCAACAAAAUGUCUCAGGACCCAGAGGAUUGGGAAAGGGAGGCCUUGGCCGAUGCCUGUGGUUCAGGAGUUCAGAGGAGAUGUGAGGGUGUGCGCUGUGAGGAGCAUGACGGUGCAUCCUGGCCUCUCUUAAUGCCUACUGCAGGCAAACCUACAGAGCCGUUUCCUACCCCAGCAACCCUGCCGGCACAGCCUUGUGGUGCAGCUGGACCCACUAGAGAUGAAGUGGCCGGGUGUGGUGACUCCACGGUAGGGUGGACCGGUGAUGUGUGUUCAGGUAAUGCAGCUGUUAGUAGCCCUAUCCAAAAAGUCAGAAGUCACUGUGAUUUUGCUUCACUCCCGAAUAAAUUUAAAGGUAUAAAUUCAUAUUUAUAUAGUCCUCAUUUUUUAAGCAUAGACACUAAUCAAACUCCCGAAAGCAACCUAUUUUCAGAACAGACUCAAUCUCAGCCUUUUUUUAUGGGAUGUGACUUAGAUCCAAAUGAUGAACAGGUUUUAAUGUCAACCUCUGGCAGUGAUGGCAGUAGCCCACGAUUAAAUGCCAGUCAGAGUCACUUUGAUGAAUGUAUUACUCUUGAUAAAUCAAACCCCCAAGUUUCCAAUUCUUUGUUUUACCCUCUGGGAAUAAAGCGUCCUAUUUCCAAAGACACAGGAGCACAUAACCCUGAAUCUGAAGAUUUGGGAGGGAUUCCAAGUUUACCCCUUGACCAUGUUGAAGUAGAUACUGCUGGAGCAAGCGGACAGUACUGGAAUCCUCCUAGGAAUUCUUCAGAACUUUCUGGAUUAGUAAAUAGUAUUUCCCUUUUAAAGUCAUUGUCUGAACACAGUACAGCCUUAGAAGGCUUGGAAGUGUUGAAAAAGAAAAAUUCUGCCUUUAAACAAGGAACACUGGAGACACUGCUGGAGAGCAGCCCUGAAGGUCAGAAUGGCAUGUCUGCUUUGGAUUGUUCUCUUUAGAGUUUAAAGGGUGAGGAGACCCUGGCUUUGGAGGCUACACUAAGGAAUCACAUGGCAUUCAAAUAGGUACUACAUGU